CAUCGACACAUCCGGCCACAGUACUUUUGCUUUGAAGGGUUAAAAUCCGGCGGCUGUCAUGAGUUGUGACGCAACUUUGCUGUGUACACAACAACACAAAGUCACAACUUGUUGCUGGUCAAAGUUUACGCCGUUUGCCCAGAUAGCUGGCGACAAGCGCGUUGCUAACAUUGGCUAAGAGGAAGCUAACGGCUAAGUCGGGCGAAGCGGACGUUCCAACGUGUCGCUCUCAGGAGGGAAUGGAGAAAGCUAAACAGGAUGCCUUCGACAACGCCAGGCUCCAGGUGAUCAAAGAUGGCUACGAGAGGGCCUUCGAGUGCCUCAACACAGGGCUGACGGCGGACGAAGCCGGGGACAGGGCGCGGGCCCUGGAGCUGUACAGGCGCGGGCGGCAGCACCUUCUCCGGGCCAUCAGCGUGCCGUCGCAGGGGGAGGAGUGCGUGGGCAGCUCCUGGGACUCGGCCCGACAGAUGCAGCAGAAGAUGCGGGAGACGCUGGACAACAUCACCACCCGCCUGGCCAUCCUGGAGACCAGCCCGGACCGCGGGGCUGCGCCUGCAGGCGGCUCCGCGGGGGGUCUCUACCCGGAGCUCCCCGCGGACGAGAGGCCGCAGAAACGAGGACCCCCGACCCUGCUGUCCUCCGGCGGCGGCGGCGGCGGCGUGCUCCCCCUCUCACCCACCCGGCAGCUGUCGCUCCCAGCUGAGGAGCCUCCAGCCUACUCGCCCCAGGCCGCCGAGGGCCACCUCUCCAUCUCCUACGGAACGGACACCGGGGAGAUGUCGCUGGUGGGCGACGGCUUCUACGGGCGCUCGUCGCCCUCCACGGCGUCUGCCCCGAGCGUGGGCGAGGACGGGGAGGAGCUGCUCUACAUCCCCCACGGCGUGCAGAUCUUCUUCGUCACGCCCGAGGGCCACGUCAGCGCCCCGUCGUACCCCGGGUACCUGCGGCUGGUGAGGUUCACUGGGGACCAGUCGGGCGCGGGGCCGGACCGACCGCCGGCUUUCCUGCAGGUGUGUGACUGGCUCUACCCUCUCAUGGCCCUGGACUCGCCGGUGCUGCUGUGUACCACUGGGGUGUUCAUGUUUCCGGACAUGAUGGCCCCAGCUCCAGGCUACUACGUGGGGGUGGUGCUGUCCUCCGAGCUGCCGGCUGCAGACAGGGAGGUGUUCAGAGACCUGCUGUCCCAGAUGACAGAUCUGAGGGUUCAGGCCCAAGAUGAAGCUGAAGAAAGCAUUAAUCUUGGUAAAAAGGUGCUCAUCUCCACACCCGAAGACGCUCAGCCAGAACCAACCGAGGAGGAAAAGUCUCUGCCCGAGUGGAGCGAGAAGGUGUCAAAUGGGAUCCUGACAGGUGCGUCCUGGCUCAGCUGGGGCCUGGUGAAAGGAGCCGAGUUCACGGGGAAAGCUAUUCACAAAGGAGCAUCCAAACUCAGAGAACACAUCACUCCAGAGGACAGACCCACCCAAGUGAGCCCCACGGUCACCAAAGGCCUCCAUGUUGCCAAGCAGGCGACGGGAGGAGCUGUCAAAGUCAGCCAGUUCCUAGUGGACGGGGUGUGUACCGUUGCUAGCUGCGUUGGCCGGGAGCUGGCGCCGCAUGUGAAAAAGCACGGAGGCAAGCUGAUUCCCGACUCCAUGAAGAAAGACAAGGAUGGGCGGUCCAACAUAGACGGAGCCAUGGUGGUGGCUGCCAGUGGAGUGCAAGGGUUCGCCACCAUGUGGACUGGUUUGGAAGUAGCAGCGAAGAACAUCGCUACCAAUGUAGCGUCAGAAACAGUCUCCACUGUAAAACACAAGUAUGGGGCAGCAGCAGGACAAGCCACAGAUCACGCUGUCAAUUCAGCCAUCAAUGUCGGUAUGACUGCCCUCAAUAUUGACAACCUGGGGAUCAAAGCAGUGGUGAAGCGGACUGGGAAGCAGACGGCACAGGCCCUUCUGGAAGAUUACAAGCUUCAGGAAAAACCAAAGAACGGGAAUCAACUUGAGAAAUCAGACAAAUAACCUGUAUUGCACUAUACUGCCUUAUUCUCCCAUUGAUGCCUUACAGCAUUAUUUGUAUUCUUCUGUCAAAUAAGUCUAUAUUUAAAUUAAUUAUUUAUAUACAUAUCUUCUAUAUUUACAACAGGAAUACUGUUAUAUAUACAUUUCAUAUACUAAUACAGCUUCUAAGCACUUUAAUAUUAUAUAAAAUCUGGUAGAGGUACAGAAGCCUAAAUUAAAAUAAUUCAUGAGGCACAGGGUAACAUCCAGUGAUCAUUUAACUUGGAUGCAACAGCUCAACUGCACUUUGUAGUAAAAAAAGUGUUGAAUUGUUGUAGAGUUUAGACUGAAAUCGCUCCUUAUUGUAAUGAAGUGUCUUUGUGUGUGUUGUUUUCCUGACAUUGUGUGAAUUAUUUGUGUUUUCAAGACGACUGAUAAAAAUGUCUGUGUGAUGAUGCACUAUACUGCUUACUGCUGUACUGUUUGAAGGUAUCACCUGCAAAUAUCCCUCAAUUUGAAAAAACGCUUUGUAAACAUGUAGCCUUGUCUGUGGGCUUUUAAGCAUUUGUCAGACCUACAGUAGCAAGUUUACCCUGUGAAUGAUAAUACUAAAUUAUAUACUAAACUGCUACAAUCUGCUGUACUGCCUUGUGUUUCCAUUAAUUUGUAUUAGUAUGUUAAUAUUUAAAUAUUUAAUAUAAGUGUUUAUUUCAAUGAACAAUUUAACACAAUGUAAAUUUUGAAGUGAUCUAAUCAGGUUUGCUACGUUUCUAACUUAAGCUCUGACUCCAGGUGCUCACUGAGGUUUCUUCAUCACCAGAGAUCACGCUUUACUGAAAAAAAAUAAAAUGGUUGAAUUUU
Betta splendens (Siamese fighting fish) is the source of this 2843-nucleotide messenger RNA. RefSeq names its product spartin b (gene spartb). The transcript is spliced from 8 exons. The record is from RefSeq and is a predicted model, not a curated record. NCBI's taxonomy places the organism in Eukaryota, Metazoa, Chordata, Actinopteri, Anabantiformes, Osphronemidae. Gene Ontology annotation, cellular component: plasma membrane. The coding region runs from base 240 to 2003 and encodes 587 amino acids. Gene Ontology annotation, biological process: cell division; negative regulation of BMP signaling pathway.